Megalobrama amblycephala (Wuchang bream) is the source of this 2213-nucleotide messenger RNA. Its product is annotated as lipopolysaccharide-induced tumor necrosis factor-alpha factor homolog. Bases 1236 to 1763 code for a protein of 175 amino acids. Lineage: Eukaryota; Metazoa; Chordata; Actinopteri; Cypriniformes; Xenocyprididae. The record is from RefSeq and is a predicted model, not a curated record. Gene Ontology annotation, molecular function: zinc ion binding. The transcript has 5 exons.
ACACCCCUAACUAUUAUAUCCAUAUAUAUUUCCUAAAAUCAAAAAGUUUUCAUCCAUUUCAAAAACACAAAUUAUCCAAUGACCACAGGUAUCCCUAACAGUUGUUAAGAUCUUCCCAGGAAAGUUAUACAGAAGUAUAGCAACACCUGCUGACCUAUUUGAGCCAUGAGAAAAAAGUAUUUUAUCUCCCCAUUGGUUUGACCAGAAUUUUUCAUCUAAAUCAACAGAAUGGGUUUCUUGAAGAAGAAAACACUGAGCUCUUUCAUUUUUACAAAAAAGGAAAAUUGAUUUUCUUUUAACAAAAUCUCUUAGACCCCUAGUGUUAAGUGAAACAAAAGAGAACAUCUGAUCAUGAGAAAACAUAGAGAAAUAAGAAAUAACAAUAGAACAAAAUUAGUGUAGUGAUUCUUUUUUUUUCCUUCUCUUUUUAGAGUUAAGUACAAACCCCUUUCAAACAUUAAGUGCAGGCAGAUUGAGUAUAACAGUUUUUCCUUUUGCUAUUUUUUCCCUCUUUUUCUCUUUUACACUUAAGAAACUAACUUAGCCUACUCAUACUUGAAGAACAUUGGUUAAAAGCUUAUCCAACCAUUUGAACGUUUCCCCCUGUAGACCUUAUAACGUAAAGAUAUCUAAAUGAAAAUGAAAAAAAAAAAAAAGGGAUUUAAAAGUGCUGCUGUAGACAAUAAGGGAAUUAUUUACCCACUUUUUUAUCCUCCAAAUUAAUUAAAGCAAACUUAGUGUAGCAACAUCACUUAACUAGCAACGUACAAUUAAAACAACUUUAAGGUUGGAGGAGAAUCUAUUAACGUAAAGACUUUGAAGCUUCGAACCUGUUAGAGUGAGAGCUAAGUGACCUGCUUAGGCCUGAAACACAGUCUAAUCCAUAGUAACCCUUUUACCGUUGAUGUAUCCCACAUGUCCUCUGUAGUAAACGUUUUGUCCUGCUGCCCUGGCUUGCUCCAUCUUCGGCCAUGCAGCGGCACGAGCUUCUCGGUCAGCUUUACAAAAGUCUUGUUUGAAGUGAAUCCCCAAGUCUUUGCAGAGCCUCGAAUUUUUCGAUAACUUCCAGAAGGAAUCCCUGUGGAAUCGCAUGGUGAACUGGAUGAUAGUUUGACGAUCUUUCCCUUCUUCUUUUCUCCCGAUGCGGUGAACAGCAUCAACAAUCGAUUCCAUCGACGUCUCCCAUUGUGGCGCUAACUUGGACAGGAUGCUCAUGACAACGUCUCGGAUUCAUUAUGAAUAUACCUGCAUCCCCACCCCCCAAAUACGAUGACAUCCAUCUUAAUGAGGAGAUUCCCGCUACACCGCCACCCUCAUAUGCCACAGCUACAGCGCCACCUGCCUACAGGGAGACAGAUAAUUUUCAAGAGAUUCCUCAGAUUCCUCAAAACCCUAAUAGGAGGGCAAACCCUUAUCCUGUCCUCAAUAUGCCACCUCAAAUAGCAAUGGUGAGACAAGAACAAAUGUUCGUGCAGCAGCAGGUGAGGACUGUAGCCCCUCAGGUGAUCGUGGUGCAGCCACAGAGGGUUGUUGUUUUGGGCGACACACCAACAGCGACUGUGUGCCGGUUCUGCCGUAAGAGCAUCAUCACAAAGGUGGAAUAUAAACCCGGUUGUGCUGCAUGGGGCAUGUGCCUCUUAUUAACUGUACUUGGGCUCAUCUGUGGAUUUUGCCUCAUCCCAUUCUGUGUCAGGGGGUUUCAAGAUGCCCAUCACACCUGUCCUUACUGCCACAGGCACUUAGGAAUAUAUGUCCGCAAAUGACUUUCACAUUCAACAUUAUGAUCUAUAAUCACAAGCCAAAAACAUUACAGAACAUAUACCACUAAUUUAAAUCAUUAAAACAAUUAUAAUGCAAAACAUAUUUGCUUAGUUAACAAUUAGCUCAAAAGUCCUAUUACCAUAAUUACGAGUUUACAGGUUGGAAUCACGUAAUUACGACAUGGUGUGAAAGCAUCUUUAUGCUGUUUUAAAGAUCUAAACUGUUACACUAAUUAAUGUCAUUAAUUUUAAUGUAUAAUUUUUCUACCUCCUUUAUAAAAAAGAUAUUAUGUUCAGUAUAUUUACCAAGAAAAUAGCACUUUCAAAUGCUGCAUGUUAAAACAUUAAGUAGGCCUACUGUUUUUGAUCAUGACUGCAUAAAUGCCUUGAAGGAUUUAAAACAUUCAUUAUGUUGCAUCAUCCUAGAAUAAACAAAAUACAAUGUUGCCAAUA